UGUUGACCUUAAAGUUUUAUCAAAAACUGAUUCCGAAAUUAAAAAAAGAUUAAAAGCUGUACUUGAAAACAAAAUUUAACUAGGUUAUUGUUGAUGCAAGAAAAAGAUAUAAUUUGUACAUAAUGUCUGAAUCAUCAUCUAAAUCCAAGUCUUUGAACCUGAACCCCGCUCCUACACUGCAAUGUAAAGAUCUACAUGAAUAUCUCAAAAGUCGAUCACCACAGUUUUUGGAAACAUUAUAUAACUAUCCGACUAUAUGUCUAGCAGUUUAUCGUGAGUUACCAGAGCUUGCUAGACACUUUGUUAUUCGUCUCCUGUUCGUAGAGCAACCAGUUCCACAAGCUGUUGUAACAUCAUGGGUGUCGCAGACUUAUGCUAGAGAGCAGAGUAAAGCAUGUGAAGCUCUAUCAGAGUUAUCAGUGUGGCAGGAGGCGCCAAUACCAGGUGGAAUGCCAGGAUGGAUGCUAUCCCAGUCAUUCAAGAAGAAUCUAAAAGUAGCUUUGUUGGGAGGAGGCCGCGCGUGGAGCAUGUCCAUGUCGCUGGAACCGGACGGGCGCGCGCGAGAUGUGUCGUUCCUGGAUGCCUACGCGCUAGAGCGGUGGGAGUGCGUGCUACACUACAUGGUGGGCAGCGCGCAAACCGAGGGCAUCAGCGCCGAUGCCGUGCGCAUCCUGCUGCACGCCGGACUCAUGACCAGGGAUGCUGAAGAUGGCUCUGCAGUUAUAACUCGGGCUGGUUUCCAGUUCUUACUAUUGAGCACAGCUAAACAGGUAUGGUUGUUCCUGCAGCACUACCUGCAGACGGCGGAACGCCGCAGCCUGAGUGCAGCCGAAUGUCUCGCCUUCCUCUACCAGCUCAGUUUCAGCACGCUCGGGAAGGACUACAGUACAGAAGGCAUGAGCAACAAUAUGCUUGUGUUUUUGCAACAUUUAAGGGAGUUCGGUCUGGUCUACCAGAGAAAGCGAAAAGCGGGUCGCUUCUACCCGACUCGCCUCGCCCUGAAUAUAGCGAACGUGCGGGGGGAUGGCGGCCCGGAAUUCUCGCUACAGGGGGCCGGCGCCCCCAGCGGGUACAUAAUAGUGGAGACCAACUACCGCGUUUACGCGUACACGCAAACCACGCUCCAGGUCGCCCUGCUAGGACUCUUCACCGAGCUGGUCUAUAGGUUCCCUAACCUAGUGGUGGGCGUGGUGACGCGAGAAUCAGUGCGUCAGGCGUUGCGCGGCGGCAUCACCGCAGACCAGAUCCUGCAUUACCUUCACCAGCACGCUCAUCCGCAAAUGUUAAAAAGUGAAACUGGCGGUAUCCGUUCUACAUCGUUACUGCCCCCCACCGUGGUGGAUCAGAUCCGGUUGUGGGAGGACGAGAGGAACCGGUUCACGUACACGGAGGGCGUCGUCUACAAUCAGUUCUUGUCACAGGCGGACUUUGUGGUCCUACGCGACUAUGCCAAGCAGCAGGGCGUGCUCACGUGGCAGAGCGAGCGCGCCAGAACCAUGGUGGUUACUCGCGCAUCCCACGACGACGUCAAGAAGUUCUGGAAGCGAUACUCCAAGACAUCGUAAUCGCAUGAGCUGGACAAACUAGCAGGCCCGGUUUUAUUUUUUUUAACCGGGUGUCAAAAUCUUCAUAUAGCCCCUCCCCACAUGAGGUGGGGAUAUA
Messenger RNA from Diatraea saccharalis (sugarcane borer), 1662 nucleotides. The record is from the annotation of a GenBank genome assembly. NCBI's taxonomy places the organism in Eukaryota, Metazoa, Arthropoda, Insecta, Lepidoptera, Crambidae.